CGACGUCGACGUUGGACUGGCCUGGCACUCGCCGAGCGACCGCUGUGACGUGCGCACCUCAGCCACCGGCACGCGCGGCAAUGACCUGCCUGCACUGAGAACAAAGCCCCGACCUGCGCCACCUUCCGGCCUUGCCCGAUUCAUUUCACUUUGCUGAUUGAGGCUGAAUUUUGUUUCCCAGGCACUGCAUCCGCGUCCGUACGCGCUGAGCGAUGCGCGGCGCCGCGCUGGCGGUGUUGGCGCUGGCGGCCGUUGUGGCCGUCGGCGCCGCAAACAACGUGCCGCACCUGACGCAAAACCUGGCGUCGCAACGCGGCUACGAACUGGUCGAGGACCAGUCGGCCUCCAGCACCGAGGAGCCUGCCGGCGGCAACCACAAGAAGGACCACGACCGCUACCCCGUGUUCAGCGUCGAGUUCGCCAGGGUCGAGACGCCCUUCAUCAUCGGCCUCUGGAUCUUCUGCGCCAGCCUCGCUAAAAUCGGUUUUCACAUGACACCGAAGCUGUCCAAGAUGUUCCCGGAGUCGUGCUUGCUGAUUGUGGUCGGUGUGGUGAUCGGCGUGUUACUGUUCCACACGUCGUCGGGCGUGCAAGUGUCGCCCCUCACGCCGGACACCUUCUUCCUCUACCUGCUGCCGCCGAUCAUCCUAGACGCCGGCUAUUUCAUGCCCAACAGACUGUUUUUCGACCACCUGGGCACCAUCCUCCUCUUUGCUGUGGUCGGCACAAUUUUCAACGCCAUCGCAAUAGGAACAUCGCUGUGGGCGGUCGGCCAAAGCGGGCUUUUCGAGUUUGACACGCCGAUACUGGACAUGAUGCUGUUCGGUUCACUCGUUUCGGCCGUCGAUCCAGUUGCAGUGCUUGCCGUUUUCGAGGAGAUCCACGUCAACGAGAUUUUGUACAUCGUCGUCUUCGGCGAAUCACUGCUCAACGACGCAGUCACUGUGGUUUUGUAUCACAUGUUCGAAGCGUAUAGUGAGAUGGGCCCGGCAAACAUUCUGCCCGUCGAUGUAGCAUCAGGCAUAGCGUCGUUCUUUGUGGUGGCGCUGGGCGGAACUGUGAUAGGGGUAAUCUGGGGUUUCCUAACUGGAUUUGUGACGCGAUUCACGCACCAAGUCAGGGUGAUCGAGCCCAUAUUUAUUUUCGUCAUGGCCUACCUCGCCUAUCUGAACGCAGAGAUCUUCCACAUGUCCGGCAUUUUAGCCAUCACGUUCUGCGGCAUCACGAUGAAGAACUAUGUGGAGGCCAACAUUUCUCACAAGUCGCACACGACCGUCAAGUACGCGAUGAAGAUGCUGAGCUCGUCGUGCGAAACGGUUAUUUUCAUGUUCCUCGGAGUGGCCACGGUCAACAACGCGCACUCGUGGAACACGUGGUUCGUCCUGCUCACCGUGCUCUUCUGCACAGUCUACAGAUUCAUCGGGGUGAUGAUUUUGGCCUCGCUCGCCAACAAGUUCCGGCUGCACCAGCUGAACGGGGUCGAGAAGUUUGUGAUGUCUUACGGAGGUCUGCGAGGUGCGGUCGCCUUCGCCCUCGUGCUACUAAUCGACAAAAAAAUCGUGAACCUGCAGCCUCAUUUCGUGACCACCACCAUCGCCGUGAUUUACUUCACCGUCUUCUUCCAAGGCAUCACUAUAAAGCCGCUCGUGAGAAUAUUGAACGUCAAGAGGGCGGAGAAGAGGAAGCCCACGAUGAACGAGAGAAUACAUGAAAAGCUGAUGGAUCACAUCAUGGCGGGACUGGAAGAUGUUCUCGGCCGACACGGCAACUACCACGUCAGGGACAGAUUCAAGCGAUUUGACACCAAAUACAUCAGGCCAUGGCUCAUCAGGGACAAUAAAGGUGCUGAACCCAAAAUCCUCGAGACCUACAGCAAGCUCACCAUGAAGGAAGCGAUGGAAUAUAUGCGCAGGAACGCGAGCACGAUUGCCGCCUUCCCCGGGACGGAGAGCAUGUCGACGCUGUUCCGCAACUGCACGCAGACAAACAUGGAUGCGAGGUGGGGUAGUGGCGUCAGAAGGGCGCAAAAUGACGACCCAUUAUUUGCCGCUUUGGCGCAAGACAGUUUCAGUUUCACGCAGCUCGACUCCAGUGUGCAGAAUCUGGAUAUGCAGGAGCUAGAGUACAACCCGAGCAAGAAGGAUUUGACCGACGCCAAAAUCCACCACUUGCUCUCCGAAGAGCUGUGCAAGCCCAGGAGGCACCGGCGCCUGAGUUACAGCAGACACGCGGUCAACGAUCGCGACCUGUCGACACAGGAAGUUAACUACAAAAUGCACAUGAACAUGAGGCACAUAAUUAGCGGAAAGCACCAUCACAAGAGAUCAAAGAAGCUGAACAAGGAGGGUAAACCCCACGUCAGCUUUCCGGGUAUCACCCAGAACGGAUCUGUGAAGCAGUUCACGCACGACUAUAUAAAUGAAAUGUUGGAGGAGUCUGACUCAAAUGACGUGGACGAAGCCAGGCCGAGCACUUCUGGAUUGAAUGACGGCCCAGAGGGUGGCAUCGUCUUCACAGCUAAAAGCACACCAACAAACACUGGGCCUGUCUCCAAUUCCAACUUGCUGACGGUGCAUCCAGGUCAAACGCAUCAGCAGCCACGCCCCAAUUGGCACCUUCCUCUGAAACAAACCACCCUUUCCUCCUGCUCCUCCGCCCCCGGAGUCGUCUCCCCCCACCCCAACCAUAACGAUCAGCCAACCGUAGCUGAAGCCUCCUUACCCUGGCGAAGGUCCCAACAUAUCACUGACGAAGCAGUGGUGCACACCGAGGACCCGCACCCCAAGGAUCCCGGCAAACGGUCCAGCCGCGCCGACUCAGAAGAGGAGGCAGUGCACGUGACUCCGACCGCCACGGAAACAGUCCUUCCCUGGAAGAGAGACGAUGAGGCUGAGCAAUGCACUUUCCCACUCAAGCAGCAAGAAUUCCCCGGGUGGUGCAGCAAUAAAGAGUACCUAGCAUAUAAUUCUCCGUCAUCCACAUUCCUAGGUGGACUUGACCAGCCGAAGGUGGCCUCUGUGAUCGGCCUGUUCCGGCGAGAGAGCACAGUCGACCAGGAGAUGGCGCGCGCUGACGCUGCCAUCCUCGUGAUCGAGGAGUGCCCUGCGAGUCCGGUGCCCUCAGUGGUGGUCUGCGGCACACCUCCGGCGCCGCCAAAGAGGCCCAGCUCGGCUCGCAGGGGCUCCCUGCUCGAGCUCGGCGCCUCCGUCGACCCCAUUCCCGAGGAGGAGGCUGGCACCCCUGAAAGCAGUGCAAACAAAUCGCCGCCGUGGGCACAAAGACGGAGGAGAAAGCAGGGGGCCUGCUCCAGUUCUUAUGAAGACUUUAGAAGCAACGUUUAGAAGACCGCAAGCGACAAAAAUGAGAAUCCAAAAAGAAAGAGUAUUUUAGCUUCCGUUUUUUAAACAGCACCGAGAUUCUAAACAAUUGCGAGAGAAAAGCAGUUAGCCUAGGACCUUUUAAAUCUGACCUAUCGCGAGAGCGAUGUUGCAAAACUAACUUUUAUUGCCGCCUUAAUAGAGAAACAAUAUUCGUAAAUAUUCACGGGCCUAUAGGACUAGCGGUUAAAUGCAUUACCCCACACUUGGCUUUGCCCUAUAAUUAUUAUUGUUAAAAAAUGUGUAACAUAAAUAAAGAACUGCUGCUUUUGUUGUUAAAAAAACGUAACUCACAAAAAACGUGUUUAAAAAAACGUACUCUAGGGCAAUUUGCAGGCAAAAUAAAUUGCUAAGUUAAUGCUCAAACGAAAAAGGGUUUAAAGUGCAACUAAAUCGCUAGUGUGGUCGCUGAUCGGCCAAAGCAAGACGAGACGAGGGUGCUGGUGCAGAAAAGUCGAUGCAUUUCAAUUACUAUAGAUGACUUUAAAGUGUACAAAUCGUCGGUAUAUUGUUACAUAAUUAUUAUAUUCUACUUAAAUGACGAACGAACAGGGCCCCGCGGCACGUGGAAACUAGCUGGCGACGAGAGAGAAAUAUAAACGUGAUAAACAAAAUUUUCUUUUCCAUAAGAUGCAAACUCGGUUGUUUAAACUUAGUCUUGCGCUAUCCAGAUACUUGUGAUUGUGCUAAUAUAAAAAUUCAGAUUUGGUGCUACUUUUAGAGAGCUAAAUCAGGCAAGGAAAGCAGUACUGAUGACAAAAAAUUAAUCAAUAGUUGAAGCAAAAUUUCUAUUUCAAAAAGCUGCCACUAUUCGAUUUUUUAAAGAAUUGCUUUUUAUAGUCAAUAGCCAAUUAUAAGUACCUACUUUUAUGAUUUAGUUUAAUUUAAAAAAAAACCUCUAGUGGUGGCUUCAUAAACUUAAUUAGCCCAUAUACCAUAAUAUUUUCUCUGUCAACGGCUCUCUGAACUUCAGUUGCCAGUUUAUUUAUAAGUAGUUCGAACAGUGUGAAAUAGAAAUGUUUAUGAAUUAAAUUCUCUCUAUGUAGAAAUGAACUUUGUAUCGUGUAUACAUUUUAAGUUGUGACUUUGCAUUUUAGACGGUAAUUUAAGGCAAAAACUGCUGCAGUGAAAAAGUAUUUUCAAAUUGUACAGGGCUGUGUAAUUCGAAUAAAUAAGGUGUAUUAAUUGUAUAAUUACAACACGGAUCGAUCGCAUGACAUGAAAAACCCUCCACGACCGUUUUAAAACUCGUACUAACAGUAAGACGCGACUCACUUCACCCACGAUAUCGACCGAUUCAUCACACGCUGAGAGCUUUUUCGGGCAGUACAUAUAUUCAAAUUAUUAAAUUAUGUAUCCAUGAGCGCAAAUAUGAAACGGGAGACGUGCUGUCUUGUUGGCUGUAAUGUGAAACUAUUGCUUCAACGCAUGCAAUUUAAAAGUUAAAACCAACUGACAUAAACACACACGUACACAAUAAAGCAAUGUUAAAACACACACAACACGUACUUUUGGGGCAUUUCGCCGUUUGCACGGAGGGUUGUCGCAGGGGAAGCCAAAUCGAGAAGGGUUGACGGAGGGAAAAAUACACACAAGCGAUGAUAAAUGUCUAUUGUUGAAAUUUUUGUGCUCCCAUCGAGAGGAAAAUAAAUAAUUUAUUUUAUCUCGGAAUUAUUCACAAAAA
Messenger RNA from Cloeon dipterum, 5061 nucleotides. It is a transcript of the gene Nhe2, whose product is annotated as Na[+]/H[+] hydrogen exchanger 2. Gene Ontology annotation, biological process: sodium ion import across plasma membrane; potassium ion transmembrane transport; proton transmembrane transport. Lineage: Eukaryota; Metazoa; Arthropoda; Insecta; Ephemeroptera; Baetidae. Gene Ontology annotation, cellular component: plasma membrane. Gene Ontology annotation, molecular function: sodium:proton antiporter activity; potassium:proton antiporter activity. The coding region runs from base 213 to 3341 and encodes 1042 amino acids. The transcript is spliced from 20 exons. The record is from RefSeq and is a predicted model, not a curated record.